Messenger RNA from Chlorella variabilis, 1869 nucleotides. RefSeq lists its product as hypothetical. Gene Ontology annotation, biological process: isopentenyl diphosphate biosynthetic process, methylerythritol phosphate pathway; dimethylallyl diphosphate biosynthetic process. The coding region runs from base 133 to 1650 and encodes 505 amino acids. Gene Ontology annotation, molecular function: 4-hydroxy-3-methylbut-2-enyl diphosphate reductase activity; metal ion binding. The transcript is spliced from 7 exons. The record is from RefSeq and is a predicted model, not a curated record. NCBI's taxonomy places the organism in Eukaryota, Viridiplantae, Chlorophyta, Trebouxiophyceae, Chlorellales, Chlorellaceae.
ACGCCUGCCAGCCCCUUCCCAGUCCCUGUGCCUGUUCAGAAGGCCUGCAGCCCGCCCGCCCGCCCCCCCGCCCCACCUCACAACUCCGCAGCCGCUCGCUCGACGCCCCGGGCGUUUCAGCUCCGCCCAGCAAUGCAGUCUGCGGCGUGUGCGACCAGGUCCUGGCUGGCGGGCAGCCCCGCGCCAGCCCCCGCCGGCGGCAGCAGCGGCAGCGGGCGGGCGCCCCGCCGCGCCGCCGCCGCCACCAGGCGGCUGCCGCUGCGGGUGGCGGCUGCGGCCGAGGUGCAGCAGCCGUCCUCCAGCUCGGCCAAGGAGGUGCUGGAGCGCGCGGCGGACCGGACGGGGGCAGACGGCGCCGCCUUUGACCCGCGCGCCUUCCGCCGCUCCCUCAACUCCACCGGCCGCUACACGCGCAAGCCCAGCAACGACCCCGACUCGCUGUCGCUCAUGGAAGAGCACGGCGUGGGCUACUCCACAGCGGGCCUGGUGGCGCAGAUGCGGGAGCAGGGCUACGCGUGGAGGCAGGGCGACGUGAAUGUGAAGCUGGCAGAGGCAUACGGCUUCUGCUGGGGCGUGGAGCGUGCGGUGCAGAUGGCGUACGAGGCCCGCCGCGCAUACCCGGGCCAGCGCCUGCACAUCACCAACGAAAUCAUCCACAACCCAAGCGUGAACCAGCGGCUCAAGGAGAUGGAUGUUCAGUUCAUUGACGAGGGGGCGGACGGCGGCAAGGACUUUAGCGGCGUGAAGGAGGGGGAGGUGGUCAUCCUGCCCGCCUUUGGCGCCAGCGUGCAGGAGAUGCGCCUGCUCAACGACCGCAACGUGCAGAUCGUGGACACCACCUGCCCCUGGGUCAGCAAGGUGUGGAAUGCCGUGGACAACCAGGCGCGCAAGGGUCACACCUCCAUCAUCCACGGCAAGUGGGCUCAUGAGGAGACCAUCGCCACCGCCUCCUUCGCAGGCACCUACCUGAUUGUGAAGGACCUGAAGGAGGCACAGUAUGUGUGCGACUACAUCAUGCACGGCGGUGACAGGGCAGAGUUCCUGGCCAAGUUUGAGAACGCCAUGAGCGCCGGCUUCGACCCCGAGCAGGACCUGCAGCGCAUCGGCAUGGCCAACCAGACCACCAUGCUCAAGGGUGAGACGGAGGCGAUUGGCAAGCUGCUGGAGAAGACCCAGCUGCAGAAGUACGGGCCAGGGGAGCUCAGCCAGCGAUUCAUGAUCAUGGACACAAUCUGCGACGCCACGCAGGAGCGGCAGGACGCUGUGUACAAGCUGGUGGGGCAGCAGAGCACGCCUGAGGGCAUCGACAUGAUGCUGGUGGUGGGCGGCUUCAACUCCUCCAACACCAGCCACCUGCAGGAGAUUGGGGAGAUGAAGGGCAUCCCCUCCUUCUGGGUCGACUCCGCCGCCCGCAUCGACGUGGGCGCCAACAAGGUGACCCACAAGCUGGCGCACGGCGAGCUGGUGGAGACGGAAAACUGGCUGCCAGAGGGGCCCAUCACGCUGGGCGUCACCUCGGGGGCAUCCACGCCAGACAAGGCCGUGGAGGAUGUGCUGGACCGCGUGUUCCGCAUCAAGGACCCGUCCUUCACCGGAAUCACGCCCCGCAAGACCAGCGUGCAGAAGGCGGCGCACGGCGAGGAGGAGUGAGGCGCCCUGCACGGCGCACGGCCUGGCCUGGCCGCUGCUGGUGUCGAGCCGCCGCUGCGCGCGCUCGUGUGUGAUGUGUCGAUGCCGAUGCUGUACCUCUCUUGGUUUUGUUCCUUUCUUUUCUACCCUGCUAUAGCUCUGCUGUUCCACUGGCACUGAGUACUUCGCCCCGCUGAGCAAACUUACGCUUAUCACACGGGGGCUGUAAUAGGCAACAAG